Molecule: messenger RNA, 6355 nt
Organism: Girardinichthys multiradiatus
Lineage: Eukaryota; Metazoa; Chordata; Actinopteri; Cyprinodontiformes; Goodeidae
Product: mucin-5AC
Exons: 6
Coding region: 165-5666 (1833 amino acids)
Source: RefSeq, a predicted model, not a curated record
UGGGAAGGAGAUGACCAAGGAAGCGACGUCUCCAGGAAAGGGACGCGGCCCUCUGUCCACACAGUGGUCGGAAGUGUUUCCGCUCUGCUCACCUGUCCGCUCACCUGAGAUGCUGUGCACUCCCAGCCUGAAUGCCGAGGUCUUACUGGACCGGUUAAAAUAGGAUGUCAACAAGUGACGCAGCAGAGCUGGAGCUCAGAGUUGGAGGAGGAGGAGGAGGAGAGACAGAGACGCCUCAGUGCGCCGCAGCAAGCCCUGCAGGGACCACCACCACAAGCGAACACCAAGGCACAUCCGUUGGCCGAUUCCCACACGCAAACCAGUAUUGUGGUAAAACAGCAGCUGAGCAUCACCCACCAGCCUUCAGACAGGAAGAGAAUCAUGAAGUGCUGACAUCACCAGCUGAGAGUCUAAGGAAGGACAAGGCUUAUCGUUGGGGUCAUUCAGAGGUCCAGUUCGAGAUCUCUGCUGAUUCCAUCUUCAUCACCAGGGUCUUUCUGAGACUCUCCAAACCAAAACUGAGACUAGAGAAUACAUUAGAGCCGUGGCUGGGCCAACAUCCCAGUUUGGUUGAGUUACGGUCAGCUGAGACCAACCACAGCACCUUACAGGUUAAUGGAAAAACUUCAUCCAACUCCUCCAUAGAGACAACCAGCUUAUCUCCAUCAUCAGAGACUAUUCUGUUUCCUGCCAAGAAGAAAGAAGAACUCAUCAAAGUUGUUAACCAUGAUCUGGGGAUUACCAGAAACCUGAGCAGAACCCACUUUCUUUCUAAUGGUAGCACUGGAGCAUGUGAACAUAAUGACUUGUGUAGACUUCCAUGUGAGUCACAGCUGAGACAUUGCCCUGGAUCUUUAACUGGAACUAAAGCAGACAUAAAGCACCAAACAAACCUUGAAAACCAUUCUCAUUUUGGGAACCAUUCUGAUGCCCCUGUACCCAUGUUAUCUUCCACCAUGGUAACAGUUCUGGCUCCUCAGUGGAGUGGACUUCUUAGGCGGACCAAAAGGAAUGAUGGAACUGGAUAUUCAGAAGCUCAGGGAGAUUUGCAGGACGUUGUAAAUACUUCACCAGAUCACCAAGGGUUCCAGGGCACUUGGAACCAGCAUGGCGUAAAGAAUGUGUUGACAGAUGGGUCAAACAUUCCAAGGAGAGUCCCGUUACUGGGCACCAGAAGUAAUACAGCAGGCUGGUCGAGUAAAAGUGAUCCUUCAAGCUUGGAUUUUAAUACUAAAAAGGACAUGAUUCAGACUGUUUCUUUAGAUUCAGGGGCUUUAAGCCCUUCAGCCACUUCACAAAUGUCCUGGUCUCCCCUCGCCCUUAACUCUAAUGAACAAAGGAAUCCCCAAAUGGACCUCCAAGGUCGACAACCUUCUCUUAGCUCAAAACCAACAACAAGCAGUCUUCUUCUAUCUUUUAGAAGAUUCAACUCUAACAACACAAACUCCAGUCAAAUUCCUGACCUCCCUGAGGUAAAGCCAUUAUCCCAGAGCAGUUCUCUCCAUAAUCACAGACCAAAGCCCAUCCUCUCUCCUUCAUCUAUUUCUUACAGGACAGCUGAAACUGGACCAGUCCUUUCUCCAGUAUGUUCCAAUCAUAGAGAGAGAAACAUGUCUGACAAGUUUUUAUUUUUAACUUCACCAACAAACAUAAAAAUGAAAGACAAUUCCUUUACCCAACAGUCUCAGCCAGUACAAAUGACCCAGACUAGUUUUUCAUCUUCCAAACCUAAGUUGCAGGGUAAGGGUCCUCUAGACAGGCAACAGAAUUGUGAGAAUUCAGAUAAUACAAACCCAUUCUCAGAGAGCGACAUUUCUCCUACCAGAUAUUUUCAGUAUGAUCACUCUGCACCUUUAAAAACACACACUCUUCCUAAGCGAACCAAUCUGAAAUCAACUUCCUGGUGGAAACAAGUUUCUCAAGAAAGCAGUUCUCCCAUUGUGAAAAAUGCAAACAACAAUGACUACCAAAAGCCAGACUCUCCAAGUCUGACAGACAACAAAAGAUUGAGUACUUAUAUGUCCAGUUACAGUGACAACAACAACACACCAGAGUUAGUUUGGAAAGAAAACAUGAACCUCUCUUUAAAGACUCUGUCACCUGAAUCAGAAAAGGCUGCCAACCAGCAGCAUGGCUUAAAUCUAGACAACAGAGAAUCACAAAGGCCUCAGAGUAUGCCUGAUUGUUGUUCUGCUUUAAAACUUGGCACAGUUUCAGCACAAACAACAACAAGGCACACCAAUGUUCCAGACAAGGAUGAUGAAAGAAAGACUUUGUUUACAGCACAUGUACCUGCACCUACUUUGUUUACUCCCAUGACCUCAAAUCCACCUGCAGAUCACUUUGGUAAAUACAGUGGCUCUCCACCCAAAACCACCACUGCUCCUACAUCUCAAAACAACAUGGAUACACAAAAGUUGACCAAACUCCCUCUUUUUCAUGAUUAUACCACCACUCCCAGCAGUCAACCUCAUGCUUUUUUAGCUAUGUCUGACCACUCCUCUGGCCCAAACACAAAAAACACAUUUUCAUUCCAGUCUCAUCAAGUUUCUUCUAACACCAAUGUUCACUCUUCUUCAGCAUCAACAUCAAAAUGUACCAGUAAAUCCAAUGUCACACCUCUUGGCUUUAAAAGAGGUUAUGUCUGCCUUCCUAAACCUUUCCACUCUAAACCUGUGACCAGCCUUAUUCCAACUGUAAACACUUUCAACAAAACAAGAUGCAGCUCCUUAUCAACCACUCCCACCACAUCUUCUGCUACCCCUCCUCGUAGCCCGUCCACCCUAAGCCCUCCGGUCGUUCCAGCCAUUACAUCGCCCACCUCUAUAACUGCCUCUUCUCUCCUAACACCCCCUGCAACUCCUGUAAUUUCUAGUCCCACCUCAGAACCUACUCUUCCCAAGUUAAAAAGUAUAGUUUACAACAGUCUAGAAAGAAAACCAAAAAAACACGGAAAGAGAGACAGGCGAGUAACAUGGCACGACUCGGUGGAUGGACACUGUUCAGAUUCAGUUAGUGUGGAGAGGCCAGAUCCUUCCCAGGUCCAAGCAAACUCUCCAGCUUCCACAAAACUCUCCCUAGGCUCCUCUUCUAUCUUCUCAUAUCAAUGUUCAGGUAGUCCAGAAGGGGGUGGAUCUCCCGUUUGUGCCCCUGACCACAAGACUUUCAAUAUACAGGAGGGAAAAGGAGGGAAAUAUCGCUCCUUCUCAUCCGACUGUGCUGAGAUAGUUACCAGAGAGUAUGACAAAAUCAAGCACGCAGUUGGUGAUACCAUUAUCUCUGACCAGGGCAAACACUGCCCAAGUACAACCAGGCAGGAACGUGGGCUGUCAGUGGAGUCUGGCACAGUUCAGUGUUGUUACUCCACUCCCCUAUCCCUCCCUCUUGACUUCCCAAGUGGUUAUAAACACCGCUAUAGCACUCCACCUUACUCUACACUUAUGUCUACCAGGCAGACACAGGGAGAGUCGAAGACCUCACCACAGACCACCCAACCCUCUCUGUCAACUCAUACACCACAGCCCUCAUCAAAUGCUGACCAGUAUGUGUCCAAGUGUAAACCUCCUUUGUCGCCAGUCAGGCCAUCCCAGAUAUUUUCAAUUCCCAUUCUAAGUGGAACUGCCCAGCAAGGGAGCUCAAAAGGCAAUCUUUCAGACACUGGUGGGGUCAACCGUAAUACCCUUCAGGACCACACCCAGGAUCAACCAAAUAGCCAGAUUCAGCUUCUUGACAACAGGAUUCAUAUCACCUCACAGUCUCUAAAAGAAGAUGAGAAACAUACCUUUUCUUCAACCUAUGUAACAGAAACACUGGUGUACAGAAUCAAAUCUAAAGCAGACACAGCUACAGAAGCCCUAAAGAACACCAAACCUACAUCUUCACAACACAACACAAACACUUUUGUUUCUGUGGAGACCAAGUUUAAUCAACAGCCACAUUCAGCGCAGAGCAAGGCAGCAGUUGAACAGUCGUGCAGGCUUUCUGAUCAGAUCCCCACUGAUGGCAGACCAACAAAGAGUGAACCUAGUCUCGAUGAACCCAAUAACACAAGCAUGAAGGAGAGUGUGCUGAGCAAAAAUAGGUUUUGUUCAGUUGAGGUUAAUAAUGAACAAAGUCCUAAGAAAAGCCGAUUUGGUAUAAAGAGAAGCAUAAGCACACCAAGCUCAAGUUUAUCAAGGUCAGAAUCAGAGAGGGUCACCAAGAGUUACAACAAAAUGGACCAAAUGUUCAACAAACUGAAGCAAAAAUUUAACUCCAGACGAACCGAGGAUGAUUUGUCCUUCCCGUGGAAGUGGAAGCGAACUUCCCAAACACCUUCUAUCAGUGGAUCAAGUGACAAAAGCAGUGUCAGCGAUGUCAGCGCAGACAGUACCAAAACUCUGGAGGACCGAACACAGGAGAAAGAGAUGGCGCUGAAAGACAAUGCAAUGAAAACAGAGGACACAAAAAGACAAAUUGACAAUAGAUACAUUCUAAUACCAGCAUUGUCUGUUGGAGAAACAAAGGCAGAUAAUGAUUUGUCUAUUUGGUCAGAAAGUGCUGUUCAAGAAACUGACCCAAAUUAUUGUGCUGCACAGCAAAGUAAACUGACAGUCCAUGGACCGGUUGAACAGUUUGACCUGUAUGCAAACAGUGGGACAAAGCGUACAGCUACAAGCCUCUCCUGUUCAGAUCAUAGUGUUGAUGGGAACCUCAGUCCUAAUGCGGCUUAUCCAAGUCAGUGCAAGAAGUCUACACCCAGCCCCAGGAGUCCCUUCUCACCGUUUUCCUCUCUUUCACCUGUUUCACCAUUUUCCACUGCAGAAAUGUCUGAUGACAACGUAUUCUACAGCCCAAAGCUUCAGCGCCGCAGGGAAUCCUUGUCUCCAUUCGAGCCCGGAGAAGGAAUCAGAUUAGGAGUCUCAAGAAGGAGCCGGGCAUCUACUGGUCCUCCCACUCCAAGCCCAGGAAAGGAGAAGGAACCUUUUACGUCCUCGUAUGCAGAUUUAAAGUAUGGCAUUGAACCAGGCAGAUCGUUUUCUGUCAGCUCCGUGCUUUCCAGUCGACCUCCACGGCCUGGACGGAUUUCUACUGGAACCAGAUUCAUGAGCGUGGGUGAUCUUUCCCAGCCUGCUCUGUCUUGUGCAAGUAAUAGCAGUGAGUUGCAUCGGUGGUCCAUUACACCUGCUGAGGUGGGACAGUUUUAUACCCAGCCUGAUCAUGAUUCUCACAUGUCGCAUUUCCCCUAUGAUGAAGGGAGGCGAUCCAGAUCUCUUCCUCGAUCAUUGACUCAGUGCUUGGCAAAGUGGAGCUCAGGAGUGCCCCCUUCUCAGUCUAGCACUGGGACUCCCUCAAAGCCAGGUCUUAUUCGAAGACCCAGCAUAAACAUCUGUCACUUUUCGUGGGAUACAGAGGGUCCACUGACGCCUCCUCCAACACCUCCCCUCUCACCAGUAAUCAGACGCAUGUCCAAACCUCCCAGUCUCCCCUCUCCCACCUUUCCCAGCUCACCAGAGGCAGUGCAACAAGCAGACAGCCAGUCUUCCAGAGCGCAUCGACCCUCCAGGGACUAUGUGUCCAGCCUGGACACUUUCGAGGAAUCCUCAGACAGCAGCUCUGACACAACAACAGAUGAUGAAUAUUACAUAGACUCAGAGGAGGAUGGAGGAAAGGAGACAGAGCUGUGAAAGGAGUCCAGACAAGAACAAGAAUCAUGAAACUUGUUGAAAAGAGACUGGCAAGUCUUUUCAUUUUGUUUUUUAUAAUGAAUCUUUCUCCUGUUUUUGUUUAUUCUAUAACAAAAAAGACACGAGGGUAGCUGGGAAAAAGAGGCACUCUGCUUGAUCUGCUUCUUCAAACUUGUGUUUGCAGUCAUGGUAGGAAGGCGGGAUCCUGCAUGAGCAAGCCUGACUUAAUCAGCAUAGUUUAGAUACAAUGUACAUACAGUAUAUUGUAUUUGAAUGCAGCUCUGCAAGUUAGAAAUCCCAAAUAAUGAUUGAUUUUAACAUUUAUAGUGUUGUGGCAUGGUUGAGGUGUCCGGUACUUGUAAGUAUACAUGUGGUUAUUUUAAAAGAACAAAGCACUUUGUAAGGUUUGGCUUUUGGCACAAACUCUGUCUUCAGCUUUGCAUUUCAUUCUGCAAGUUGACAGCAAGUACAAAAGUUAUGUAUAUAAUAUGCUGUCAUAUGAGGUUUCAAGAUCUAUUGUGUUUAUCAUUGAAGGGAGUAGAAUCUGAAAUGUCUGUAAAUAUGAGAAUUGUCCACUGGAGUUUAUUUCAUUAAUAUCUUCCGUCUAACAUUCUGCUCUUAUUUGCACAAUGACAAUCCUAAAUCCUAAUAUGUCUGUUUUAUAAAUAAAUUUGACUUUUCUAACAAAG